Messenger RNA from Strigops habroptila (Kakapo), 2758 nucleotides. It is a transcript of the gene TULP3, whose product is annotated as TUB like protein 3. NCBI's taxonomy places the organism in Eukaryota, Metazoa, Chordata, Aves, Psittaciformes, Psittacidae. Bases 676 to 2034 code for a protein of 452 amino acids. Gene Ontology annotation, biological process: protein localization to cilium. The transcript is spliced from 11 exons. The record is from RefSeq and is a predicted model, not a curated record. Gene Ontology annotation, cellular component: cilium.
CCGCUGUGUUCAGGGGUUGGACUCCAAAACGUUCUACUUCAUGUAUCGUCUGAUUACGUGUAGAUCGAACUGCUUUUGUGGGGUCUCGGUCCGCCCUGCCUGUUUCUAGGUGUUGCUGUGAUGCAUUUUUGCAGUGCUGUUCCGCUUUUCUGUUCCUGGUGAAGCUCUUGGUGUACAUAGCAAUGUACUGUGUGUGCUGUUGCGAGAAGAGAGGAAAAAUUGAAAGGAACUUAACUGAUGUAACAGGGAAAAUAACUGUAAGCUUUGGGGAAGAUGUUUUGGAAAGAUAUUAUGCCUGUAGCGCUGAGAUAGCUCAAACACGAAAUUAUUUUAAAUGAAAUGUGAGGAUAUAGGCAGGCAGCGAAAAUUUUAACAGAACUAGUAUGAUUAUAAAAUCCCAGGAAAAAUAUCUUUUGUGCCUCAUGUUUGGAUAGGGAAAGGAAAAGCAAGUAAAGAGAGAAACCUAAACUUCUAGUAGUUGAAUUGUAAUGAAGACAGUGUAGAAAAUAAACAGUAUUUUUUUAUGGCAUACUGUUGGUAGUUUUAGUUGAGAGUGAAAAGGGGCAAUAGAGUUAGAAGGGCUCCUGUAAUUGCUUGGCUCCACCAAAUACGCUGUGAAAGAAGACGACUUCUUUAUGCAGACUUUAAAGGCUGAGCAUCUUUGAGGAUGAAAGCAUGAAACUACGACAGCUGAAACUAGAGAAUCAGAGAGCUCUUUUAGAGAAGAAGCAGAGGAAGAAACGUCUUGAUCCUUUGAUGGUACAGCCAAAUCCUGAGGCAAAGCUGCAUAGGUCAAAGCCCAAAGGGUGUGAGGAGCAGACUCCUUUAGUAAAAACUCCUACCCCUUUCCACAGUGAUGUUAUUUUACAUGGUAUUGAUGGACCAGCUGCUUUCCUGAAGUCAGAAGUGCAAGAUUUGGGGACCAAGCUCCAAACUCUUUCUGCUGGAUCUUCCAAAACAGAAGACGAUGCCGAUCGGGAAAAUGAUGGAGAGGCUCUAACAGACACAGCAGGCAAGCCAGAUCUGCAAGAAAUCUUAGAGAAACGAGAGGUUACGUGCUUGAUUUUGACAGGAAUUUCAGGCAGUUUGAAUUUUGAUGAGGAGGAUGCAGAAGAGGAAGAAGCUAGUAAGAGACCAGCUUCUCAUUCACCAUAUCCUGAAACUGAGAGGCCUAGCUCUGCAAGCAGCGUGAAAUCUUUCGCAGAAACAGGUGCUUCCUGUAGUCCAUCCGCUCCGGUAGAUGCCCAGCUGGGAGAAGUAGAGAACUUGGAGGAUUUUGCAUUACACCCUGCACCUCGUGGUAUUACAGUCAAGUGUCGAAUCACUAGAGAUAAGAAGGGAAUGGACCGGGGCCUCUUCCCAACUUAUUACAUGCAUCUGGAAAGGGACGACAACAGAAAGACAUUCCUUCUUGCAGGGCGAAAACGGAAAAAGAGCAAAACAUCCAAUUACCUUAUAUCAGUUGACCCAACUGAUUUAUCCCGGGAAGGGGAAAGUUUCGUUGGAAAACUCAGGUCAAACCUCAUGGGAACAAAAUUUACAGUCUAUGACCAUGGAGUUAGCCCCAUCAAGGCACAAGGUCUAGUGGAAAAGGCUCAUACAAGACAGGAGCUUGCAGCUAUUUGUUAUGAAACCAACGUGUUAGGAUUCAAGGGUCCCAGAAAAAUGUCUGUGAUCAUUCCAGGAAUGAAUAUGAAUCAUAAGCGAAUUCCAAUACGUCCACGAAAUGAACAUGAGAGUCUGCUUUCAAAAUGGCAAAACAAAAAUUUGGAGAACCUCAUUGAGUUGCACAACAAGGCUCCAGUUUGGAACGAUGAUACUCAAUCCUAUGUUUUGAACUUCCAUGGGAGAGUCACUCAGGCCUCGGUGAAGAACUUCCAGAUUGUCCAUGACAAUGACCCUGACUACAUUGUGAUGCAGUUUGGUCGUGUAGCAGAAGAUGUGUUCACUCUGGACUAUAAUUAUCCUCUGUGUGCUCUUCAGGCCUUUGCUAUUGGACUCUCCAGUUUUGAUAGUAAAUUGGCCUGUGAAUGAGAGACGACAGACUUGAAACUCACUCCCAUCCCUGCAUCUUGUUGUAAGAGUUCCAGGUGGAGUAAUGAAAAGCACAUUGGAGGUGGAAGGGAACUGGAGGAGAGACUUCCGCAGGUUUAUUAGAAAGCAAAUACCAGGCCUCGGAGCAUUACAGUAGUUGACAUCUUAGGAGACUGUCCUAAGACUGAGCAGUCUCUGUAUGCAUUGUGGAAGAACAAGAAAUACAGGUGAUGUUUUUGACAUCAGUGUUGAUUCUGCUUUCAGAAUCCUUGUAACAGAUGCUGUGUUAGAGUAGGCUAAGGAAUUCAGCCCACUAACUGGAACUUCUUGCAGCUAGGAUCAGAAAAAUGAUGGCUUAGUGUUCAUAUACCUUUGACUUCCACAGUGCCCCUGGAGAUGAUGCUACAGGUCUGAUCAGGAAUAAAAGAGUUUCUGCUCGGCUGAAUUCACAAACAAGGAGGACAGUUAUUGGCCCUGUGUAUCAUUUCACUGUCUGUUACAAUAGUCAGACACGGAAUGACUCAGGUUAUGGCUUUGUGCAACUGUAGGUAAUGUUCAACAAAUACAGAGCUGGAGUGAGACAUUGGCUCUAAUAAAACACUUUACUCUUACUCUGUGGGAUGAUUCUCUGUUAAGGUUGAUAGUCCAGUUCCCUUUCAUUAUUCUAGUUGCUCCAUAUCCCUUGAUAGUCUUUUUACCAAAUAAAGAACAAUCAAAUCUGAAA